Molecule: messenger RNA, 998 nt
Organism: Carica papaya (papaya)
Lineage: Eukaryota; Viridiplantae; Streptophyta; Magnoliopsida; Brassicales; Caricaceae
Product: Tmem18
Cellular component (GO): nuclear membrane
Source: RefSeq, a predicted model, not a curated record
AAAUACAAUCGCAGAGCAGUCGCGAACUCAUCUUCUAUAGACGUCGCCAGUUGCAAAGAGACGCCAUAAACGAAAGAGAAAAGCUUGUGGAAAGACUUGUCAAGCUAUCUUUUCCUCCGUAUAGAACAUUUUCCUGGAAGUAACAAUCUUCUCUUUUUGGAUCUGAGUAGUAAAGGAAUCUGAAACGCAAUGGAGAGGCUGAGAUCAGUUUUGGAGCAGCACAUGGACCAAAUGGCAGAUCUAGUACAGAAGCUCUCCUCAGACCUCCGCUCGGGUCUCCGACCCGCAUACGAUAAUCUUAUGGGCUUCUUCCACGCCAUCGACUGGAAGGAACCUUGGUUAAUGUGCUUGCUGGCAUUCCAUGUUUUCUUGCUGUUAGUAACAGUUUCCUCUAGGAGAAACACCAACUUCCAAAUGUUGUUGUUCCUCCUGGCAUUGGCUGGAGUGUAUUUCGCGGAGAGGCUUAAUAGAUUGCUGGGUAGCAACUGGAAGAGAUUUGCAACUCAAAAUUAUUUCGAUUCACAUGGAAUUUUUCUUUCGGUGCUCUGGUCUGGGCCUCUGCUCAUUGUUGCAAUCCUUAUCUUGGUAAACACCCUUUUUUCUCUUUGUAAUCUUAUUGUUAAAUGGAAAAAAGCUGAACUCAGGCACCGGGCAAGGCUGGCACGUAACAAGCAGGAUUAAUUUUCAAAUCCAUAAAUUUGCUGAUCUAGGUGUUUCUCUUCUAGCUGGCUUCGAUCAUGUGGCAGCCUUGAUAUGAGUUCUCUUUAUUCCUUUGUUAUAGCCUUGCAGGUUAUGUAACUCAGAUGCCUGAUAGGCUUUUUUGGAGGUUAGAGCUAUCUUCUCCGACUGUAAACACAAAAUCUUGUAGAUCAUACUUGCCUUUUGUUUAGGAGCAAAUCCCAGAUCAUCUUUUUGCUGUGUGCUGAUUCUUCUGCAAAUUUUUGGAAGUUUGCUUUUGGACUAAAACACCUUUUUUAUUGAAGGAGAGAAUUGGCCUA